CCAGAUGAUCCCUCCCCGGGGCCGCCGCCGCCGCCGCCGCCGCCUUCCCCGCCUCCCCGGGCCGGGGCCGCCUUCUCAGCCAGUGGCGUAGGCGCCUCUGCGUCGCGGCCCCGGGUAGCGGCGGAAAUGUCAAGCUCUCAGCGGAGGUCGAGCCGUUCAUCCCCCAGAAGAAGACUCCGGACCCGUUCCUGAUCCCCAUGGCCCUCCCCAGUGAUGGGGGAGGUGUUUCUGGUGUGGAGCCAACUCCCAUCCCCAGCUACCUGAUUACCUGCUACCCAUUUGUGCAGGAAAACCAGCCCAAUAGACAGUUUCCUUUAUAUAACAGUGACAUACGAUGGCAGCAGCCCAGUCCCAACCCCGCUGGACCAUACCUUGCCUACCCCAUUCUGUCUGCCCAGCCGCCCGUCUCUGCGGAAUACACGUAUUACCAGCUGAUGCCAGCACCCUGCGCCCAGGUGAUGGGUUUCUACCACCCCUGCCCCGCACCCUACUCCAGCACUUUCCAGGCUGCGAGCGCUGUCAGUGCCAUAGCCGGGGAAUGCACCGAGCGCCCGAGUCCACUUGGCCAGGUCUUCCCGCUGUCCAGCCAUCGAGGCAGAAACAGCAGCCGAGGGCCAGUCGUUCCAAAGCAACAGCUUUUACAGCAGCACAUAAAAAGCAAAAGACCACUGGUGAGAAAUGUCGCUACUCAGAAAGAGACUAACGCCGCAGGUCCUGAUAAUCGGUCCAAAAUUGUGCUUCUGGUAGAUGCAUCACAGCAGACAGAUUUCCCGACAGAUAUCGCUAACAAGUCCCUCUCCGAGAGCACUGCCCCCAUGCCGUGGAAGUCCAAGGGCAGGAGGAGAAGAGCGUCCCACCCCACUGCUGAGUCCUCCAGUGAGCAGGGUGCCAGCGAGGCCGACAUCGACAGUGACAGCGGUUACUGCAGUCCCAAGCACAACAACAGCCAGCCUGCAGCGGGCGCCUUGAGAAACCCUGACCCUGGGACUGCAAGUCACGCGGAAUCAUCUAUAUGUGCAGGUGGUGCAAAUUGGUCCAAUGUAACUUGCCAGGCAACUCAGAAAAAACCUUGGAUGGAAAAAAAUCAGACGUUUUCUAGAGGUGGAAGGCAAACUGAACAAAAAAAUAAUUCACAGGUUGGCUUCAGAUGCCGAGGACACAGUACUUCCUCAGAAAGAAGACAGAAUUUGCAAAAGAGACAAGACAAUAAUAAGCAUUUAAACCCUAGUCAGUCCCAUAGAAGUGACCCAAAUUCUGAGUCUUUAUAUUUUGAGGAUGAAGAUGGGUUUCAACAACUAAGUGAGAACGGCAAUGCGAAGGAUGAGAAUAUUCAACAGAAACUUUCUUCAAAAGUACUAGAUGAUUUACCUGAAAACUCACCAAUCAAUAUAGUGCAGACUCCGAUUCCCAUCACCACCUCCGUUCCUAAACGGGCAAAAAGUCAGAAGAAGAAAGCUUUAGCAGCAGCUCUUGCCACAGCUCAAGAGUAUUCGGAAAUAAGUAUGGAGCAAAAGAAGUUGCAGGAAGCCUUAUCAAAAGCAGCUGGGAAGAAAAACAAAACUCCAGUGCAGCUGGAUUUAGGGGACAUGUUAGCUGCCCUGGAGAAACAGCAGCAAGCAAUGAAGGCGCGGCAGAUCACCAACACCAGGCCUCUGUCCUGCACCGUGGUUACUGCAGCUGCUUUUCACACUAAAGACUCUGCUACCAGAAAACCUUUGACCAAGAGUCAGCCCUGUUUGACGUCCUUUAACGCUUUGGACAUUACUUCGUCUAAAACAAAAAAAGGAAGAGAGAAGGAAAUUGCAAAGUUAAAAAGACCCACAGCACUUAAAAAGGUUAUUUUGAAAGAAAGAGAGGAAAAGAAGGGCCGAUUGACAGUGGACCACAGUCUUUUGGGAUCCGAGGAGCCAACAGAACUGCCUUUGGAUUUUAUGGAUGAUCUGCCCCGGGAGAUCCCCUCCCAGGAAGAUAACGGACUGAGCAUGCCCAGCGAUACCUCGCUCUCCCCAGCGAGUCAGAACUCUCCGUACUGCAUGACGCCCGUGUCCCAAGGCUCUCCUGCGAGUUCUGGGAUAGGCAGCCCAAUGGCAUCGUCCACAAUAACCAAGAUCCACAGCAAGAGAUUUAGAGAGUACUGUAAUCAGGUUCUCUCCAAAGAGAUUGAUGAGUGCGUGACGCUCCUCCUCCAAGAGCUGGUCAGUUUCCAGGAGCGUGUCUACCAGAAGGACCCUGCUCGGGCCAAGGCCAGGCGCCGGCUGGUCAUGGGGCUGCGGGAGGUCACCAAGCACAUGAAGCUGAGCAAGAUCAAGUGCGUCGUCAUCUCUCCCAACUGCGAGAAGAUCCAGUCCAAAGGUGGUCUGGACGAGGCACUCUAUAAUGUUAUAGCUAUGGCUCGAGAACAAGAAAUUCCUUUCGUGUUUGCCCUGGGGAGAAAAGCUCUAGGGCGCUGUGUGAACAAGCUGGUUCCUGUCAGUGUAGUGGGAAUCUUCAACUACUUCGGUGCUGAGAGCCUGUUUCAUAAGUUGGUGGAGCUCACAGAGGAGGCCAGGAAAGCAUACAAAGACAUGGUUGCGGCCAUGGAGCAGGAGCAGGCCGAGGAGGCCUUGAAGAACGUGAAGAAGGUGCCACACCACAUGGGCCACUCGCGGAACCCCUCCGCGGCCAGUGCCAUCUCCUUCUGCAGUGUGAUUUCCGAGCCCAUCUCCGAGGUCAACGAGAAGGAAUACGAGACAAAUUGGAGAAACAUGGUGGAGACCUCGGAAAAUGAGAAGGAGGCGUGCAGCCAGCAGUGUACUUCUGAGAAGGCGGGUAGACUGCCGCCCACCCCCGCCCCGGCAGGGAAGCAGCCAGCCCUGAGCCUCCCGGCCGUGGGCAGCGCCAGCUCCCUGCCCAGCCCGGGGAAGGCCACAGCCGGUGACAAGGAGGAGGUGAAGCCCGACGAGCUGGAGUGGGCCUCGCAGCAGAGCACGGAGACCGGAUCCCUGGACGGCAGCUGCCGGGACCUGCUCAGCUCGUCCAUCACCAGCACCACCAGCACGCUGGUGCCUGGGAUGCUUGAGGAGGAGGACGACGAGGACGAGGAGGAGGAGGAGGACUACACCCACGAACCCAUCUCGGUGGAGGUGCAGCUCAACAGUCGGAUUGAGUCCUGGGUCUCGGAGACCCAGAGAACUAUGGAGACCCUCCAGCUGGGGAAGAGCCUGGCCGGCCCGGAGGAGGACCGCACAGAGCAGAGUGGAGAGGAGGACGCUGAGGCGCCCGAGGCGCUGGAGCCGGGGCCGGACACGGAGGCCUGGACUCCAGACCAUCAGGCCAUGCCCGACCCACAGAAGCCCAGCAGCUGCGGCCCCACGAGCCAGGAGCCCACAAAGCCCAGCAGCACACCCCAGCACGCGUAACUCAGGAACCAUCAGCUCUGGGGCCAAGGGCUGCAGCGCUGCCUGGAAGUCAUCUGGGCUGUACCUUGGUACUUGCUUGUGUCCAGCUCCCAGCCGGUACUUUUGUAGCACUUACUGUCUUGCGCCAAUCUAUAGCUUAGCUUUUAAUUUGCUGCAUCUGGAUGUCUUUCUAAGAAUCUGUGGGAAAUUCAGAUCCAGUUCAACUUCUUUUGUAAUGAAAAGUAAUGUUCAAAUAAGGAAGAUCAAGUUUGAAGGAAAGUAAAUUUUAAAUGCCUGCUUAAGUCAUUUUGAAAGCUAGAGAUCAGGGUCUAAGGAUCAGUGCAGUUACCAGUGUUUGCAUCAAGACUGUGGUUCCUUAACCACAGUCUGAUCAGAGGGUCGUUUGGGCAUCUUUCAAAAACAACUGCAGACAGGGUCAGAGAACUGUGUAGAAGGCCGAGGGCAGCAGGCCCACAAGCGAACAAGCCAGUGCUGCUUUCCUGUGGUCCACAGAGGCACAUUUCAGGAGUCACUGAUUGUCACUGUCCUUGAAGCUUGGGGGCGCUCGCUGACGGCCUCCCAGACUUAGGCAGGCGGAGGUCACCAGGAGCCUGGGCAGCCUCGGUGGAAGGGACCCAUGUGUGUCCAGCAGGGCGGUCACCUGGGAGAGGACCUCCAGGUUUGACCUCAGAGUUGCUUUCUACUUACCUCAGGAACGGUCUUGUACGUAGUCUGUUUACAUAAAGACAGGUGAAUAACUGUGAUGGCUGGCGGCGUGACUGCAGCACUUCGGUGAAUAGUCUCCUGGUGUGUUCUCGCAUGCUUCCGGUUCAGGACUCGCUUAAGAUGCAGAUUGGAUGGGGUAUCGACACUUGCACUGAGUGCAAAACUGCUUCAUCUCUUUUCAAAAUAGCGUUUCGUGCCUGGCCUUGGGCACCUUCCACACGGCAGUGACCAUAGUUACUGACAGGAAGUCAGGGAAAGGAAUUUUGCACAACUUCUAAGGUUAUCCUGAUGAUCAAGGCUUAGAAGAGGAGGUUUUAAAAGAAAAGAGAACGUUUUAAUUGCGCUAAACCUGUUAGAUGACUUAGAGUAGAAAGAUAUAUGCAUGUAUUCAUUUCUUAGUCAUUUAUUUAUCUUCGCCCUUCUAGGAAUGUGGGUCCUGCUCUGGAGAAAUCAGCUCAGUGAGCUAAAUGUACUUGCUAGUCAGUCAGCACCGGGCUUUCGUGAUUGUGACCAGUGCAUGUAGCGCUGGGAGAAUCACACGCGGUCCACUUUCUGUCUCCCGUCCACCUCCUCCUGCAUCCCAGCUGGCCUGCACACGCGCGCACGCACACACACACACACACACACACACACACACCAGCCUCGCUCCCAGGCUCCGGUAUGAUGACACAACAAGGAGGGAGGGUCUCCCCCACACUGGCUGCAGGGGCAGGAGGGCAGAGCUGGGGGCUGCUUGCCUGAACUCAUUGGGGUGCUGUGCUGUCAUUGGUGCUUUAUAAUGCCGGCACUUCAUUGCUAGAGAGGUCAGAGUCUUGGCUGGCAGUAUCGUAUUUGUGGGGAAGUUCAGGAGCACUGCUGUGGAGGAAGUGUGUCUGUCAGCUUUCCUACUGUGCUGAAAGGGGCCCACACUCCACAGUCUUGUCUACACCGCGGUAAUUACCCGCCUUUCAAGGCACACAGCUGGUAAGGGAUGAAGCCUGUCAGGGUAACCUGGAUUCAGACGUGGCAGAUCUUACUGUCUCCAUAGAUUUGGAAGCAUCUGUGCAUUUAAAGAAAUGAUAGAGGUUUUGAGCUACUGACAAUCCUGAGAGUUUUAAAACUUUUUCUACUUUCUAUCGUGUUAAUUUCCUUUGCUCAGUGUCAGUGAUUCAGAGAACUCUUGAUCUUAGGGAAUGGCUUUCAUAGGGUUCUUGUAUUUUCUCUGUCUUCUGGACAUGAAUUGUCGUUUUUGAUUUUUGACAUUUGUAUGAAAAGAGAAGUUGAGGAAAUCUGUAACCUAACUGCUGCCGGGGAAGGAGCCAGUUUUGUGUUCAGCGAUGUGUUCCCACAGUUCCUCUUCUGCCACCCAACCACGGGACCACAGCCUUUUCCUGCAACAGGUCACCUCUAGUGAGACUCACUAAAGGAAUGCUACUCAUUGCGAGAGAGUGUCCUUAUGUAGUACACGUUGAUGAUGUCUUUAUCAUUUGUUUCCGUUAGGUGAGCUUUGGAAUCUGUGUAUACAGAAUUACAGGCUUUCCGGGAAGUCUGAGAAUUAGGAAAGUUCUAAUUAUUUUUGGAAGUGGGUGUGGUUCACUCUUUAGAGACCUAGAAAGAGAUCUGAUAGGAAGACAAAGGGUUCAUCAGCACAAAAAAUGAAAACAGUGAUCUUUUUCUUGGUGUGUAGAAGUUGUUUUCUUGGCAAUAAUAAAUGUUAGAUUUCUAUUUCAGUACACAAGUAUAUGACUUACAUUAUGGGUUCCACUCCGCAGAUUAGAUUUUUGCUUUAGUAGAUUUUUUUGCCAUGAAGAUUACUUCUCAAAAGACAGACGUUCCUAUUAGCUUAGUUUUUGGUUUAACUAUGUUUAUAAAUGAUGUAAUAUAUUUCAUUUGACUAAAGAUAGAAAAAUAAUGUGUUAUACAUGAAAAGUUUUUACAGGCUUUGACUGGAGGUCAUUUUUGCAGAGAUGGUAUUUUAUAUGCUUCCAGUAUUUGGAAAAGAAUUAGUCAAAAGGAAUUCACAUAGUUUAAAUAUUGAUAAAUUAAUAUCCAAAUAAUGUACUUGUCUGAUUUCUUAAUAAGUUGGGGGAGGUGGGAGGGGUGGGAAUUACAAUGUGCAAAUGAGUAGUGAUUUCUACGUUCAUUUUCAACAUAAAACUGCUAAAUCGUAACACAUUGUUACUUUAAUAUAUGUAUAAAGAAGUAUUACUGUUUAUAAAGCUGCUGUUUGCUUUAAAAGUUGUCAUGUAAGUAUUUUCUGUAUGUUGUGCCAACUCAUCUGCUAAAAACUUACCUUCUUUCGAUCUAAGAAAUUUUCUGUGAAAUAAUUUAUCUAGACAUUUUUCUCUUCCUGUGUCCUUUCCACUUUUGCACACAUCUGAGUCAACCAAACUUUUUGCUUAAUCGGAAGCCUGAACCCUAAUGGUAAAAAUUCACUUUGUUGGCACAUCACAUCUUAAAAGUAUUUGUAUUAUUUUGUAAUUUAAUUUCUAACUAUACCACCCCGAUUUAUAAUUUAAUGUCUUAAUUAUAAUGCUCUAAUAAAAAUAGCAAAAUCAGUAUGAGCUGACAUGAA
Messenger RNA from Chinchilla lanigera (long-tailed chinchilla), 6657 nucleotides. RefSeq names its product SECIS binding protein 2-like (gene Secisbp2l). Gene Ontology annotation, biological process: selenocysteine incorporation. Gene Ontology annotation, molecular function: mRNA 3'-UTR binding; selenocysteine insertion sequence binding; ribonucleoprotein complex binding. The record is from RefSeq and is a predicted model, not a curated record. NCBI's taxonomy places the organism in Eukaryota, Metazoa, Chordata, Mammalia, Rodentia, Chinchillidae. Gene Ontology annotation, cellular component: ribonucleoprotein complex.